AUGGAGUGGAAGAAACAUGAGUUGAGGGAAGGAGUCAAUCACCAGUUGGAUGGACAGAUAUCACACCCAGAGACUCAGCUUGGUGGUGUUCAGGACUCCGAAGCUCUGGUCCAUAUAGAUUUUCCAGAUGGAAGUGCCCUCAAGAGGGAGAGAGACUCUUCCAUGUUUUACAAGACCCCUUCCGAGAGAAAAGAGUUGGCUCAGAGUGGAUUGAACUCUACUACCCAUAGUUGGCUGGCAACAAAGAAGAAGAACAUGUCAAUGUCUGGAAGACCUAGUCAUCACUACCAGGGUGGUAGUGGCACAUCUCGUAGAUGCAGAAAAGCCUCUGGAGAGAAACUGUAUGGAGAACGCUUCACAGAGGGAAGCCAUUCUAAGCACCCAACCAGAAAUGGACAGUCAUCUUGGAAGACUGAUAUUUAUUCCAAAGGCUAUUCCUCCUUGCCAAGCAAGGGCAGAAUAAAACAGCAGAGGAAUCAACCAGGUGAUCUGCACACCCCUCCAUACUGUGGCAUGACUUCCACUUCUUGCCUUUCCAAUGUGCCCAGCCAGUCAGAGGAUUACAGCCCCAGGUCUCCAAAGGAUGCAUGUACUGAAAUGCUGUCCAUCACACAAUAUCCUGAGGAAGGAGGGAGCAACUCCCAAUGCUUGGAUACUACAACACAGGCCAGAACAAGAGUUCUUGAACAUAGAAAACCUGGGAUCCAGCAACAAGGCCCAGACAUUUCUUUGUCAAGGAAUGUACCCACCACCAAAAGAAUGUGGAAACAUAGAAGCGAUAGAGAGGAACCCAACCAGUAUUGGAUAGCUCAGAGGGGGCACACUCAACAGAGCACCACCCCUAGGACCUCCAGAAGGCUAGAUAAAGCCACCCAAUGGUCUUCCACUGACAAAGUCUACCUGAAAGAACAUGAAGCAGCCCUUGGUCUGCACCACAAUGCUGAGAGGUCGAAGUUGGAAGACGUCUGGCAACCAAUCUCUUUAUCAGCCCUUCACCCUUCCUGUGGAAUUCCUCAUCAUGGGCAGAGGGAAGGUGAUUUAGAGACUCCUUCUCCUCUGGCCCACACAACAGCACUUGCCACUGUCUUCCCGCCGACUAAGAACACCACGCAAUUGAUUCUAAAAGGUCAGGAUAGGAGCCUGGGGGUUGUGGGGACAUUAGAAGCUAAGAUGGUGGUUGACCACAGAGUGGACAUGUACCCUCCAAGGGGUGUGAGCCUCAGAACCUUGAGUGAAGAAAUCCUGGAUGCAGAAGCACCUUUAGAGUCUUUUGCCAUUGGCACUGCCAAUCCAUGUUUUGCAGAAGGUAAAGAGGAUGGUGUUGGCUCAUCUUCCAAAGCAACAGAUCUGAAUUCCUGCUAUGACACUCCUAUCGGCCUCCUCUUCACGAUAGAUGAGAAUCUGUGGCUGCUGGAGCUUCCUACGUCUGAUAAGAGCUGCAGCAACAUGAUUUAUUCAAGCUUUCAAGGGGGUGGAUAUGAAGAGGCCGAAACUGUCACAUCAAGCUGCCCUUUGGUUCAGAAAAUGUGCCAGAUCAAUUUCCCCCUUCUGGCUGAAGAGGAAAACACAAGCUUGCCAGGUGAGCAUACGGAGGCUGACUCAGCUGAUAUGAGGGAAGACUAUGUGGUUGCCUAUGAAAGCCCUUCAGGAAAUGUUGGGGAGCAAGAAGGCUGCUUAAAGACUGAACUUGAUGCCAAGUCUAAGAAGUAGCCCAGUGGGUUCCCCCACCCACUCACUUGCUACCAAAGUAAAACUUUGUCGAAGGUGAUGAGGCUGCAAUCUCUUCCCUCAAUGGAAGUUGGUUCCAUUUUUCAAAAAGGAAUGGAUGAAUGCGUCAAUUUCACUGUGCUCAGUUUCUCAUUCCACCAACACUCGGUAUUUUAAGCUCACAUCUAUGACACUGCAAUUUAGAGUUCAAAACAUCCCUCAAAAAUUUGAACAUUUUUUUAUUUUAUUGCCGUCAUUUUUUUUUGUCCAAAUAAAAUAAUAAAUAAAAACCCAACCAUCUCUACAGUCUGAAAAAGUUCUUCAAGAUCAAAGUUUUCUGUUUGUGAUAUAGGGGUAUAAAUUGAUAAACGCUCCUUAUAUAAAUCAUCACCCUCCCAUAUAUUUGGAAACAAUACAGAUAACUUGCAACUUAGGCACAUUUAAUUUGUGAACAUUCAGCUUUAAACACUUGGCAAUUAAAAAAAUAAGAUAAAUUAAGACGGGGUGGAAAGGGGGCAGGUGUAAUGGGGGGGGGAACGUCGGUAAUCCUACCUGCCAUUGAACCCAAUGUAUUUCGACUAUAUGCAAUUUUGGCUUUAGGCACAAUCCCUGGAACGUAACCCCAGCAUAAGUGGAGAGUCCCCUGUAUAUAAUUUCAUAAACAGAACAAAUUUGCUCAUAUCAUUAAAAUGAUACCCAAGUAAGCCAAGAAUACAUUUCCUUGACAGAACAUUUUGUAGAUAAAUAUUCUUCCUUUUU
Messenger RNA from Podarcis muralis (Common wall lizard), 2466 nucleotides. RefSeq lists its product as uncharacterized. Gene Ontology annotation, cellular component: plasma membrane. The record is from RefSeq and is a predicted model, not a curated record. Gene Ontology annotation, molecular function: protein binding. Lineage: Eukaryota; Metazoa; Chordata; Lepidosauria; Squamata; Lacertidae.